Messenger RNA from Drosophila hydei, 2384 nucleotides. Its product is annotated as RCC1-like G exchanging factor-like protein. NCBI's taxonomy places the organism in Eukaryota, Metazoa, Arthropoda, Insecta, Diptera, Drosophilidae. The coding region runs from base 94 to 1476 and encodes 460 amino acids. The record is from RefSeq and is a predicted model, not a curated record. The transcript is spliced from 2 exons.
AUGUAUCAGCUAUCGAUACACUGUUUGUUAUUGUACAUAAUCAAUGCAAUGAGAUCGGUGCAUUCAACAUCUUUAUUUAAGUAACCGCUAAAUAUGAUAAGUUUAAAAGUGUGGCAGUUCCCAAAGAGGGCGAAUCUUUGUCUAAGCCGUCAGUACACAACUAAAUCAAAGCGUGUCGUCCUGUCGCAAGACCAGGAUAAAAUAAAAAAUUAUGAACCAAAGACCACUGAUGCUCAUACAAACCGUGUUUAUGUAUGGGGCUUCCAGGAGACUGGCGCACUAGGGCUGCAAACCAAUGUAAAGAAGGCCAAAGAACGCUACACGGAAAUGGUGCAUCAUCCAACGCGUCUGCAGUUCUCGAAUAAUAAUGAAAUCACGGAUGUUACAGCCGGUUACGGCUUUACGGCAUAUGCGGUGAAACGUUCGGAUGGGCAAACCUUGUUUGGUAGCGGGCUUAACACCGACUCACAGCUGGGCUAUCAAGUGAAAGGCAAUAAGAAAGAUCCGGCUAAUUUAGAUGUGAUUAUCUAUCCAACUGCUAUUCAACUGCCACGGCUGCAGGGCGAAACGGACGAGGAUAUGCAAGUGAAGAGCAUGUCAGCAGGUCGAGCACAUCUCGUGGUGCUCACGCAGAAUGGCACUGUCUUCACCAUGGGUAACAAUUCGUAUGGCCAAUGUGGCCGUUCCAUUAUCGAAGAGGAACGCUACUCGGGCAGCGCGCUCAUCAACCGAAUAGCCCAGGCAGAUAUUUGCGGUGCAGACGAUGAGCUUGUGGCUGUGGAAUGCGGGCAGGAUCAUACGAUGCUGCUGACCAAGCUGGGGCGCGUCUACACCUGCGGCUGGGGUGCCGAUGGCCAGACAGGACAGGGCAAUUACUACAGCGCCGGCCAGAUUACGCUCAUUGGUGGCGACAUUGAGAAGGAGCGUAUUGUGCGCAUUGCUUGUGCCUCGGAUUGUGUGCUGGCACUCAACGAAAAGGGCGAUGUCUUUGGCUGGGGCAACUCGGAAUAUGGCCAGCUUGAUGAUUCGGCAGAUGCAGUAACACAGAUCUGCACACCCCGAGCUCUGCAGCUAACCAAGGGUUUGGGCAAAGUCAAGGAUGUAGCAGCAGGCGGUUCCUUUUGCAUGGCGCUCAAUGAUCAGGGCCUGGUCUACACCUGGGGCUUUGGCAUCUUGGGCUUUGGACCGUUUGUGGAACAAACUUCGAAGCCGCAACAUUUGUUGCCACCGUUGUUUGGACGCAACGAUUUCAGCAACGCUACCACUGUGGUUUCCAUCGGCUGCGGAGUCUUUCACAUGGGCGCCGUGAACUCUGACGGAGAUCUGUUUAUGUGGGGAAAGAAUCGUUUUGGCCACCUGGGACUGGGCCAUAAAAAAGAUCAGUUCUUUCCCUUCAAGGCGGCCAUCAAUGGGAAGGCGCUAAAAGUGGCCUACGGUGUGGAUCAUACUAUAGCUCUGUGCCGCCCGCAUAUAUAAAUAAAUAAUUAAACAAAUUGAAUUAAAGAUCACAAAUUCGCGUUUUUAAUACAUUGAAAUCGAUUAAAGAACAUUUAGAUUAAUUUGCUUUUAUCUUUUGGUUUUCUGAUAAUUUUGUUGACAAUUUUCUUUCUUUCUUUUAGCAAAUGUAAAUAGCUGCGUUUUUUUCGUUUUUUUUCCUUUCGAUUUUUCGUUCUAUAUAAAUAUUUGUUUAGCACGCGUACGCAUUGAUAGUUUAUAGAGUUAAAGAGUAUAUAAUAUAAAAUAUGUACUUGGAAUCGAAUGCAGUGUGUAUUUUAUUUUCAUAUAUGUUUUAAGUUGGAUUUGGGUGUUUAUUUUUAUUUCUAAUUUCUUGUUAGGUUUACCCUUUAUUCUCAUAUACAAUAGAAGGUUUGCUGGAAUCCUAGAUCUCUACUACUAAUUCCCUCAGUUACAUUCCAAGCCCAAAUCGCACUCUUCUUUUGUUUUUGUUUUUUUUUUUUUGUUUCUUAGUAUUUGUCACAAUUUCGUCAAUCGCAUUUAAUUGCUUUCUAGGUACAUUUCUUAACAGGGUUUCAUUUUAUGUUAUCUUUAUAUAUGAUUUUUCUUUAUUCUUAACUGAGCUCAACGAGCCAUAGAACUCAUCGAACCGCUUGGCCAAUACAAUACGAUCUGUUAACAGUUGAUAAGCAUGGUUACAUCGAUCUUAAGGAUAAACGCGUGACAAAUUUAGGAUCAUUGAUACGAACACGCACGACCCAACGCGACUUAACAUUGCUAUUUAAAAAACAUAUGGCAUACACAUUACACAAACUAAAUUAAACUAAUUAAUAUUGAAACUUAAAUUUUUAAAGUUAACUCAUUUUUCUUCCGAAAAUCUUUUUUGCUUAAUUUAAAACUGAUUAAAAGGCAAUUGUAAAUUAACUAGA